AGUUUUGCUGGGAACUGGGAUCGAGCCCGUCCGCUCCCUCAUUUUCCUCCUCGGGAUUUGCGGGAGUACCAGCAGCAAGCCAGCAAGCAGUCGUCGUCGCCAAUAGGCCAUAGCCGAGAGGCAGAUCGAACGGGCGAGGGCGGGGGCGGAUGAGAGCUCCGGCAGCGCUGGCGAUGAGGCCAUCCUCGUACUCAUUUUUCUCGUCCUCCUCCUCUUAUUAUUAUCCGCUGGCCUCUCUCUUUCACCUCUACCCCGCCAGACAAUCCUCUUCUGCUGCUGCUGCUGCUCCUUCCCUAAGAUUAGCAGCAUCCCCUUCCUCCUCCUCCUCGUCCUCCUUCUCCUCCUCCUCGUUUCGAGGGAGGAGGGUUCUUCUCCCAUCUCCCCCUCCCUUUCUGGUGAGGCGCCUCUGCAGCGUAAGGGCCACGCAAGUCUCCGACUCGGGCUCCAUCAACUCCCCCAUGAUGCAGGCCAUGGAGAAUAAGAUCAAGGAGCAAUUGGAAGCUGAUGUUGUUAUUGUCAAGGAUGCUUAUGGUGAUGGUCGACAUGUCAGCAUUGACGUAGUUUCAAAAGCUUUUGAGGGACAAUCUGCAGUAAACAGGCAGAGAAUGGUCUACAAAGCUAUAUGGGAAGAGCUUCAGAGCACGGUGCAUGCUGUUGACCAGAUGACCACCAAAACACCUGCUGAAGCUGCUGCUGAUAAUUAAUUUGUUCCAUGUAGUAGGAAUGCAACUACAUCCUGGGUAAUAGUUUCUUGUUCUGUUUCGAAGCUCCCUUCGUUUCAUACUUUUGUUAUUUAUAUAUUCUGUAACAAAUUGCCAGAGCACUUUGAAUUGUAUGCUUUAUGUCCUUACUAAGAUCAACUUGAAAAACUUUCAGUUUGUUAGCAAUCUUAUAUUUUGUUUCCUUUAAAAUAUUUCUACUGGAUUUUAUUCA
This is a messenger RNA of Ananas comosus (pineapple), 933 nucleotides long. Its product is annotated as protein BOLA4, chloroplastic/mitochondrial. Lineage: Eukaryota; Viridiplantae; Streptophyta; Magnoliopsida; Poales; Bromeliaceae. The record is from RefSeq and is a predicted model, not a curated record. The coding region runs from base 150 to 704 and encodes 184 amino acids. The transcript is spliced from 3 exons.